GCAGUUGCCGUCGCUGUUGCUGUCGCUGUCGCCGUUGGCGUCGCUGUUGAAGACCGUGUUUAUAGUCAGAGCGACAGUUAAGCGACGGCAGCGGCAGGUGUCAUUUGAAUUUGAGUUGCGCGGACGCGUUCAAAUCGAAAGCUCGAGUUUAUAACGCACGCGACGCCGACGUUAACGCUGACGUCGACAGCGAUGAGUGCGCGCCGCGAUGGUCAACAAAAUUCCGCCGACGCCGCCGCCGCGUCCGAAACUGAAAUCGUAACCGAAACCAAAACUAAAACCGAAACCAAACCCGAUACCGAACCCGAAACCGAAACCGAAACCGAUUCAAUGCUCAAGAUAAUGACUGCGACGCCGGCAUCAGCGACAAGAGCAACGACAACGGCAACGGCAACGACAUCAGCGUUGACGGCGCUGACAACGGUUAACGCUCAAAAUAAAUGCGCGACGGCAGCGCCAACGACUUUUAGUUAUCUGAGAGCAGCGAAGCGUUGCGCACGCCUCGAACAGAAAACAGUCGCAGCAACGAAAGCACAAGCACAAGCGCAAGUCCAAGCAACAGCACCAGCACGAACAGACGAAGAAGAGGAAGCUUUCCCGAAAGAGAGCACAACAUUAAGAGAGACAGACACUCUGCGUGCGAUUCCAUGUGAACGACAGCUUUGCCUCGCUGAGCACAAGGCGCAACUGCGCGCAGCUUUUUUCCAGGAUCUUAACGCUUUUACAGCGCAACAACAACAACAACAGCCACAGCCACAGCCACAACGGCGACUUCCAGUUAGAGAGAUCGAAACGGAAGCUCUUCGUUCCAGGACGCCCAUACAGCAGCUGAUUGAAAAGUUCCAAGCAAUGAUUGUGCAGCAGCCAGCAGCAGCGGAGGCGCCGGGGCAGCUGAAGCCAGCUGUUAUUACGAGCAGCGCUGCCAACUCGGACGAGGGCUGCAAUGCGGGCGGCAUCAGUCCAUGCAGCAGCGACAAUGAGUGCGACGCCGUUGCCCGGCGUAAGCCGAAAGUGACGCGCUGUGCGAGCAGCGACUCGGCGCUGGGCCUGGAAGUGGACGACGUCAAUAUGGAGACGCUGCCGUCGCCGCAGCGACGCAUGACAUUAACAGUUACCGAUUUGCCGUUGCGACCGGCUCUGCUGCCACUGGCCGAGCCGACAGCUCUGCCAGACUCGCCGCUGACCUCGCCGACCAGCGCCACCGCCGCCAUCGGCAUGGGCGUGGGCGUGGGCGUCGGCGGGGGCGUGCCAACAAAAGUGUUGCUGGAGGAGCGCGUCGUCGCGGCGCUGGCAGCGCCGCCCGGUUCACGGCGCGAGUCCACGCAAAGCUGCGUCAGCGAGCUGGGCGGGAUGCCGGGCGUGCGUUACGUGCGAACGCCUUCGGUGGUUGUCUCGGACUAUUCGGAUGAUAUAACCGCAUGCGGCAUCAGCAUGGAGGAGAUGGAGUAUUUUCGCCUGCAGCGCUCACGCGGCCAGCGUCGCUGCUCGCUGGAAGCGAGUGCCGCUGCCGCCGGCAGCAUCGGCGGCGCCAAGGAUGAAGCUCAGUCGGAUGUGAGUGCGGCGAGCAGCUGCAGCAACCUCUACUAUUGCGGCUCCACCAUUUCGGCGCUGGACGGCGGCGAGUGCAUUGUGAACGGCAUUCGCGUCGCACUCGCCCGCAAGUCGAGCAACAGCAGCAGCGGCGAGCUCAGCGGCGGCGACGACGGGGACAUAGACAUCGAGCAGCAGCAGCAGCAGCAGAAGCAGCAGCAGCAGCAGCAGGAGCAAGAGCGAGAGCGUCAGCUGAGCGAGCUUUUGGCUGCCACGCAGCUCGGCGAUGGCACUAAGAAGGUAUGUUGCACUUUGUUCGUAGCUAGAGCGAAUUUCGGGCUAACGUGUUAAGCACAGUGAGCAAAACAAAAGACUUAAGCAAAGAACUUGCCCGGCCGUACAGUGUG
This is a messenger RNA of Drosophila arizonae, 1937 nucleotides long. RefSeq lists its product as uncharacterized. The record is from RefSeq and is a predicted model, not a curated record. NCBI's taxonomy places the organism in Eukaryota, Metazoa, Arthropoda, Insecta, Diptera, Drosophilidae.